ACUUACACGUAUCGGUCGGGAAAUGGGGAACGGUACAGCAAGAGAAUUAUGUGUUUCAGCCUUGAAUUAGAACGGUAUAUAAAGAGUAGGUGUAGACCAAGUAUAUUCAUCAGUUCCAUUCCAAGAACAGAACAGCCUUCCUCUCCUCAACAUGAACAAGUUCGUUAUUCUCGCUGCUUUGGUCGCUGUGGCUGUUGGUGCCGAGUACACGACUCCGGCCUACCCAGCUCCAACUUACUCAGCACCAGCCUACUCUGAACCAGCUUACCCCGAACCAGCAUACUCUAAAAGCCUACGCUGAACCAGCCUACGCUGAACCAGCCUACGCCGAACCAGCCAACGCCGAGCCAGCCUACGGCGAACCAGCAUACUCCAAAUCGGACUAUGAAUACGAACCUAUGCCGUAUAGCUUUGAGUGGGCCGUCAAGGAUGAACCUAGCUACAAUGACUACUCCCACAAACAGGCAAGCGAUGGCAAAGUCGUUACAGGAUCCUACCGCGUUGCUCUUCCCGAUGGCCGCACUCAGAUUGUCACCUACAGAGCUGACGAGAACGGAUACGUCGCUGAUGUGAAAUACGAAGGAGAAGCCAAAUACGAGGAAUACAAACCCGCCUACAAGACUGCCUACACCACUGAGUCUUCCUACUCAACUGAGGCUGCUUACGUCACUGAAGCGGCUUACACCAAACCCGCUUAUUCUGAGUCCACCUACUCCAAACCAGCCUACACCGAGCCCGCUUACUCCAAACCUGCCUACACUGAGCCAGCUUACUCCAAACCAGCCUACACCGAGCCAGCUUACUCUAAGCCAGCUUACACUGAACCCGCUUACGCUGAACCCACUUAUUCUAAGCCUGCCUACACCGAGCCUGCUUACGCCAAGCCAGCCUACACCGAGCCCGCUUACGCCAAGCCAGCCUACACCGAGCCCGCUUACGCCAAGCCCGCCUACCCUGAAUCAAACUAUCCCAGCAAACCUGCUUAUUAAAUGCAGGCGUAUGACUUGAAUGAUAUUUCUUAAUUGAAUGACGGAUUUUGAUCAACUGCGGUGUGAAUGUUCCCUGAGCAGAGCCACCUUUGUGUCUAUAAUCAUUCCACAAGAUAUAUUUGUAAUUUAUAAUACGUAAUAACUAUUUUCAAUGAAAUACAAACUCUUUGUCAUAUAUUAA
Messenger RNA from Daphnia magna, 1170 nucleotides. Its product is annotated as adhesive plaque matrix protein. The transcript has 3 exons. The record is from RefSeq and is a predicted model, not a curated record. Lineage: Eukaryota; Metazoa; Arthropoda; Branchiopoda; Diplostraca; Daphniidae. Bases 399 to 989 code for a protein of 196 amino acids. Gene Ontology annotation, cellular component: extracellular matrix.